Molecule: messenger RNA, 552 nt
Organism: Nerophis lumbriciformis (worm pipefish)
Lineage: Eukaryota; Metazoa; Chordata; Actinopteri; Syngnathiformes; Syngnathidae
Source: RefSeq, a predicted model, not a curated record
AUGUCGUCUCCAAGUCCUGGCAAGAGGCGAAUGGACACCGACGUGGUGAAACUCAUUGAGAGCAAGCAUGAAGUCACCAUCCUGAGCGGACUCAAUGAGUUUGUGGUCAAGUUCCACGGACCGUCCGAAACUCCUUAUGAAGGAGGCGUGUGGAAAGUUAGAGUGGAUCUUCCAGACAAAUACCCCUUCAAGUCCCCAUCAAUAGGUUUCAUGAACAAAAUUUUUCAUCCCAACAUCGAUGAAGCGUCAGGAACAGUGUGUUUGGACGUCAUUAACCAGAUGUGGACGGCCCUCUACGACCUUACCAACAUCUUUGAGACCUUUCUACCCCAGCUGCUCUCCUACCCCAACCCCAUCGACCCUUUGAACGGGGAUGCUGCAGCAAUGUUCCUUCACCGCCCAGAGGAUUACAAACACAAGAUUAAAGAAUACAUCCAAAAGUAUGCCACGGAGGAGGCGCUAAAAGAGCAGGAGGUGGGCGGCGGCAACUCUUCCGAUGAGAGCUCCAUGUCGGACUUUUCUGAGGAUGAGGCUCAGGACAUGGAGUUGUAG